CUCUAACCUGCUUUCCCCUCCGUAUCUCUCACUCCAAAAUUAAUCUUAAAUCAUGUCACACAUCAUAAUCUGUGCUGACUUUUAUUUCUCCCAUUGGACCUGCAGCUCGUCUCCUAAAGGGGCGUGGCAGUAACUGAGCCACCUGACAGGUUCAGGGACUGAGAGGUCAGUGAGCCGUCUCUCUUGGUACCUGUCUCUGUUUACACUCCUUUAUUGAGAAGAUGAAGAAGUUCCUCUCGUUGCUUCUCCUCUGUCAUGUGGCAUCUCCAGACAAACACACAAAGCUUCACUCUGCUGAAUCUUCAGACGGUCACAGUGAAGAUGUUGGCUGCUCUGGUUGUCCUGGUAACAGCCCUGCAUGGCGCUGCGGCAAUGACUCACUCUCUGCAGUAUUUCAGCACUGCAUCGUCUCAAGUCCCAAACUUCCCAGAGUUUGUGGGUGUUGGUUUGGUUGAUGAGAUUGAGAUGGUUCACUAUGACAGUAACAGCAGGAAAGCAGAACCCAAACAGGACUGGAUGAGCGAAGCCACAGCAGGAGAUCCUCAGUACUGGCAGAGACAGACUGAGAGCUUUAUGGGUGCCCAGCGGAACUACAAAAACAACAUUGAAGUUGUAAAGCAGCGCUUCAACCAAACUGGAGGGGUCCACAUGUUCCAGGUGAUGUAUGGAUGUGAAUGGGAUGAUGAGACUGGUGAGGUCAAAGGUUUUUCGUUUCAGGAAGCUUAUGAUGGAGAAGACUUCAUAUCAUUAGACCUGAAGACGGAGACAUGGGUCGCUCCAAAACAAGAGGCUGUCAUCAGCAAACACAGUUGGGAUAAUAACAAAGCUUUAAUGGCUCAGAGAAAGCACUACCUCACCCAGAUUUGUCCUGAGUGGCUGAAGAAGUACGUGGACUCCGGGAGGAGCUCUCUGCUGAGAAAAGACCUUCCCUCAGUGUCUCUCCUCCAGAAGACUCCCUCCUCUCCAGUCAGCUGCCACGCUACAGGUUUCUACCCUGAGGCAGCCAUGAUGUUCUGGAGGAAAGAUGGAGAGGAGCUUCAUGAGGACGUGGAGCUCGGAGAGAUCCUCCCCAACCACGAUGGAUCCUUCCAGAUGAGUGUUGACCUGGACCUCUCAUCAGUCAAACCUGAAGACUGGACCAGGUACGAGUGUGUGUUUCAUCUCUCUGGUGUGAAGGACGACAUCGUCACCAGACUGGACAAAGCAGUGAUCAGGACCAACAGAGUUUCUCCCUCAGAGUUUCCUGCUGCUGCUGUUAUUGGAGUUUGUGUGGGAUUGAUGCUGCUUCUUGCACUCUGCAUCACUGGACUCUUCUUCUGGAAGAAAACAAGAAUGCUUCUGAACAUUCAUCCUCUCCAACUCCUGUGGACAAUGAUCAGCUCCUGACUGAUCACACGAUUCAGUGAAGAUUAGAAGAAGAAGCGUAACUCCAGUGAAGUGGUUGGGGCAUCAAUAUUUUAUUAGCUUAUGUUAUGCGACAUAAAUAUGUAUAAACAAAAUUUGUUUACUUUAAAUCUAACUUGUCAAGUGUACAGUAUUCAGAUCUCUUACUUCAGUAAAAGUACUAAUACCACACUGUGAAAUUACUCCACUGCAAGUAAAAGUCCUGCAUUCAAAACUUACUGAAGUAAAAGUACAAAAGUAUCAGCAUCAAAAUGUACUUAAAGCAUUAAAAGUAAAAGUACUCGUUAUGCAGAACCGCAACACUGAGAUUGUUUUAUAUGUUCCAAAUAAUUUAUAUAUUUAUAUGAGCAGUUUUUAAUUUAGUAAAGAUAUGGCUUAUUUUAACUACUUAAUAUACUGUGAUGAGGUUUAAUUUUUUUUUUCAAAGUCUAAGCAUUUUAAAUGUAUCAUGUUUUUUAUGUUACUGAAGCUGGCAGAUAAAUGUAGUGGAGUAAAAAGUACAAUAUUUGCCUCUAAAAUGUUGUGGAGUAGAAGUAUAAAGUUACAUAAAAUGGAAAUACUCAAGUAAAGUACAAGUAGCUCAAAACUGAACUUGAGUAAAUGUACUUAGUUACAUUCCACCACUGCACACAACACACAACCAUGUUUCCAGUGCAGAAUCUUGGGGCUUUUACAUAUCAAAUUCAUGUUAUUCAGUCAUGUGAUCUCUUGUCUUUGGUGAUGAUUAGCAUUGAUGACAUGUCAUGUAACGAUAUGAAGAGAUAAUGAACAUCGAGUGGGUCACUAUCAUGAAAUGAUCUCUGACAUGGUGAUGCUGGACCCAGAGGCAAAGUGGAGGGUGUUGAAUAAGCUUUUAAUUUUUUUUAAUUUGCCACAGCUGUUGAGGAUUUCUUUCUGCGUAUUGAUAUGAUUGGACAUGAUCCUACAGAGUCCAUGAUCAGAACUAUAUCCAUAGCAAGUCUCUAUACAUAGCAACGUUCUGUUAUACCUCUCAACAGUCUGUUGUUCAGAAAUAACAGACCCUACAAUGCCAUCAUCGACCAAUUAGAAUCCAGUAUUCACCAACCACAUGUAAUAAACUUUAUUGCAUAUUGCCAUUUUUAUUUAUUUUUUUGUAAAAUUGAGGUGUCAAUCUAUUUGUAAAAAGUCUAUUUUUUUAAAUUCAAUGGAUGUUUUUUAGGCUAAAUGUGUUCUUUGUCUCAUAUUGUGUUUGAUAAGACCAGAACCAAACAUGUAAAACAUGUUUUAAACACAUAUUAAACAUUUUUCACACACAA
Messenger RNA from Centropristis striata (black sea bass), 2681 nucleotides. Its product is annotated as major histocompatibility complex class I-related gene protein-like. Gene Ontology annotation, cellular component: external side of plasma membrane. Bases 256 to 1386 code for a protein of 376 amino acids. NCBI's taxonomy places the organism in Eukaryota, Metazoa, Chordata, Actinopteri, Perciformes, Serranidae. The record is from RefSeq and is a predicted model, not a curated record. The transcript is spliced from 8 exons. Gene Ontology annotation, biological process: immune response.